This is a messenger RNA of Salvia miltiorrhiza (redroot sage), 1595 nucleotides long. Its product is annotated as ATP synthase gamma chain, chloroplastic. Gene Ontology annotation, molecular function: proton-transporting ATP synthase activity, rotational mechanism. The coding region runs from base 363 to 1460 and encodes 365 amino acids. The record is from RefSeq and is a predicted model, not a curated record. NCBI's taxonomy places the organism in Eukaryota, Viridiplantae, Streptophyta, Magnoliopsida, Lamiales, Lamiaceae. The transcript has a single exon. Gene Ontology annotation, cellular component: chloroplast thylakoid membrane. Gene Ontology annotation, biological process: proton motive force-driven ATP synthesis.
CUCUCAUAAAAGAAAUGACAAUGGCAAAAAAUACAAAAAUAUUGCACACUGAUUGUGCCAAAGUAUAUUCCUCGGCAGGCAAUCGGUAUUUACAUUUUAGAAACGAAACGUAUAGAAAAAAUAAUCAAGAGAUUUGUUGGUGCCCACAUAUAGUGUAUAUUUUGUAAAAUCCUUAUCCUAAAACCUGAUCCUAUUGCUCUCCCUCCGCCUCUCAUUUCAAUGGACGCACCUCCACUAACAAAAUCCACCCACACAAGCCAGCGUCAAGACAGAGAUAAGACUGCAACCAAAACAAUCUCAGUCGUCUUCUUCCUUCACUUCACUUCCCUCCAUAGCCGCAGAGCUUCAAGGCAGAAGCUAGCAUGUCUUGCUCGAAUCUGACAAUGCCUUCCCUGUCGGAGCUCUCCUCUCGCUCUUUCAUCGCUCCUUUCCAGCUCCCAAGCUCCAACUCCAGCUCUCCAUGCAGAUCCUCCACCACCCAAAUCCAGUGCAGUCUCCGCGAUCUCCGCGACCGCAUCGCCUCCGUGACCAACACGCAGAAGAUCACGGAGGCCAUGAAGCUGGUGGCCGCCGCCAAGGUGAGGAGAGCGCAGGAGGCCGUGGUGAACGCCCGGCCCUUCUCGGAGACGCUGGUGGAAGUCCUGUACAACAUCAACGAGCAGCUCCUCACCGACGACAUCGACGUCCCCCUCACCAAGGUGCGCCCUGUGAAGAAGGUCGCCCUGGUGGUGGUGACCGGCGAUCGCGGCCUCUGCGGCGGCUUCAACAAUUACAUCAUCAAGAAGGCCGACGCCCGCAUCAAGGAGCUCACGGCGCUGGGCCUCGACUACGUGGUGAUCAGCGUGGGGAAGAAGGGGAACUCCUACUUCCUCCGCAGGCCUUACAUUCCGGUGGAUAAAUUCAUAGAAGGCACCAAUCUGCCCACCGCCAAGGAGGCGCAGGCCAUCGCGGACGACGUCUUCUCGCUGUUCGUGAGCGAGGAGGUGGACAAGGUGGAACUGCUCUACACCAAGUUCGUGUCCUUGGUGAAGUCCAACCCCGUGAUUCACACGCUGCUUCCGCUGUCGCCCAAGGGGGAGAUCUGCGACAUCAACGGAAUCUGCGUGGAUGCCGCGGAGGACGAGUUCUUCAGGCUCACCACCAAGGAAGGCAAGCUGACCGUGGAGAGAGAUGUGGUGAGGACUAAGACCGCCGAUUUCUCGCCCAUUCUGCAAUUCGAGCAGGAUCCUGUUCAGAUCCUGGAUGCCUUGCUGCCUCUUUACUUGAACAGUCAGAUCUUGAGAUCAUUGCAGGAAUCACUCGCCAGUGAGCUUGCUGCCAGGAUGAGUGCCAUGAGCAGUGCUUCCGACAAUGCAUCCGAGUUGAAGAAGGGUUUGAACAGAGUCUACAACAGGAAGCGUCAGGCCAAGAUCACCGGAGAGAUUUUGGAGAUUGUUGCUGGAGCCGACGCCUUGGUCUGAAUUAUAACUACUAUAUAUACUUGUCUCCUCAAACAAGAGAAAACACCAUUCUGUUUUGUAACAUAAGCCCAUCUUACUCACAUUUAAUGUAUAAUGUGAUUUUUUUUACUGUAUGAUUGAUUGUCUUCUUGAGUC